UUGUGUGUUGUGACCUCAGCAGACAGUACUGGACACCCUAUUAUCUUCUCACUGAUCCUUUCUAAUACUGAUCACAAUGGCAGCCCCAUCCAUUGUUGGCUACUGUUACUUGUUACAGAGAUGGACUGGUUUCCAGGGUCAGUUCACAUUAACAACCAGCAGUACUGUAAACAAAGAUCGCUCCGCCCCUCCAGUGACAUCACAAAUCCAGUGACAUCACAGAAGUUGUAAUACAAAAUUUUAGGAGUUUUGUUUCUGCUCCAUUUUGGAUACAUUUAUUUCGGCUUACCUGUUCAACUUAUCAGCACUGUGGUGAAAUAUGGAUGUGUUUUUCCUGUAUAGGUUCCUACAGUGUAGGGUCCUUUACGAGAUAAUGGUCCUGCCUGUCUCACCACGGAUGGACCACAACAGGAACAAGAGGACUGAGAAGAUAUUAAACCUCACCCUGGAGAUUAUCUGCCUGCUUACCGGAGAUGACUAUAUGGUGGUGAGCAAGACAUCUGGAGAGUGUGUGAUCUCAAGCCGCUGUCCCUGUGUGUUAAGAGAAUGGAGCAGGACCAAAAACUCCUUCAGGAAGACUUAUUCAUGGAGACAUGAGAAGAACAUUGACCAGAAGAUCCUAGAACUCAUCAAGGAGAUAACCGAGCUGCUGACCGGAGAGGUUCCUAUAAGGUGUCACGAUAUAACAAUCAAUUUUUCCGUGGAGGAGUGGGAGUAUUUAAAAGAACACAAGGAUCUAUACAAGGGCAUUAUCAUGGAGAAGCCCCUGCUCCCCGCAACAACAGAUAGAUCCAGUAAGAGAUAUCGUAUCGAGAGAUCUCCUAGUCCCCAGGAUUGUGUAGCAGAAGAUCUCAGCAUCCCACAGGAUCAUCAGAAUGAAAGUUUACUCAAUAUUAAAAUAGAAGAUUUUGAUGAUGAUGAUGAUGAUGACGACUCCUAUUUUAUGGAGAUGGAACAUUCAAAUGACAAAACUACAGAUGAGUCCAGUGAGAGAGAUCCACCUGAGACCUGUUCCAGUCCUCUGUGUUCACAAGAAGGUAUAGAUGAAGAUCUCAAUGGUUCUGAGGACAAUCAGGAUGAAGAUCUACUUGAUAUUAAAGUUAAAGUUGUCGAUGAAGAAGAAGAGGAGGAGGAGGAGGAGGAUGAUAUGUAUUUCAUGGACGAUAAGCAGUGUAAAGAAGAAGAGGAAGAAAUCCCUGUAUUUAUUGGUAUAGAUGGUUACAGCAAGAACCUGCUUUCAUCCCCAGAAAAUGACACUAUACCAAAUUCUGCAGGAGGAAAUCGGUAUCCCUGUCUGGAGUGUCGGAAAUGGUUUACACAAAGAAAAGAUCUUAUUAGACAUCAAGAAAAUCACACAGGAGAGAAACCAUUUUUAUGUCAGGACUGUGGGAAAGGCUUUGCCAGAAAAGCAAAUCUAAUUCAGCAUCAGAGAACCCAUACCGGCGAGAAGCCAUUUUCAUGUUCGGUGUGUGGGAAAUGUUUUAGCCAAAAGUCAGGACUUCUUGGGCAUCAAAAAACUCACACAGGGGAAAAACCAUUUUCAUGUUCGAAAUGUAGCAAAUGUUUUACCCAGAAGUCAUGUCUCAUUGAACAUGAGAAAAUCCACACAGGAGAGAGACCCUUUUCAUGUUCAAAAUGUGGGAAAUGCUUUAUCCAUAAAUCGGAUCUUGUUAGGCAUCACAGAAUUCACACAGGAGAAAGGCCAUUUUCAUGUACUGAAUGUGGGAAAUGUUUUACUCAGAAACAAGAUCUUGCUAAACAUGAGAAAAUUCACACAGGGGAGAAGCCUUUUUCUUGUACUGACUGUGGGAGAAGUUUUACUCUGAAAUCUGAUCUUGUUAAACAUCAAAGAAUACACACAGGCGAGAAGCUAUUUACAUGUUUAGACUGUGGGAAAUGUUAUACCCAGAAAUCAGGACUUGUUGACCAUCAGAAGAUGCACACAGGAGAGAAGCCCUUUUUAUGUUUGGAUUGUGGGAAACGAUUUACAAAGAAGUCAAGUCUUGUCGACCAUCAAAGAACUCACACGGGGAAGCCGUUUCCAUGUUUGGAGUGUGGGAAAAGUUUUAACAGGAAAUCAUCUCUCGUUGAACAUCAGAUUCUUCACACAGGGGAGAAGCCCUAUAAAUGCCUGGAAUGUGGGAAAGGUUUUAACCAAAAGUGGGGUCUUGUUGAACAUCAAAAAAUUCACAGAGGGGAGAAGCCGUUUUCAUGUACAGAAUGUGGGAAAUGUUUUACUCAAAAGUCUGGUCUUGUGGACCAUCAGAAAACUCACACAGGGGAGAAACCAUUUUUAUGUUUGGAUUGUGGUAAAUGUUUUACCCGGAAAUCGGUUCUUGCCGAACAUCAGAGAAUUCACACCGGGGAGAAACCGUUUUCGUGUGUGGAAUGUGGAAAAUGUUUUUCCAAGAAGUCCGUUUUUGUGGACCAUCAAAAAGUUCACACCACACAAAAGCGUUUUUCUUGUUUGGAGUGUGGCAGAGGUUUUAACAGAAAAUUGGACCUUAUUGAGCACCUUCGAAGUCACACAGGUGAAAAGCCGUUCUCUUGUCUGGAAUGUGGCAAAUGUUUUUCUAAGAAAUCCGUUCUUGUUGACCAUAGGAAAAUUCAUGCCAAAGAGUAUUCUUGCCUGGAGUGUGGAAAGUGUUUUUCCAAAAAAAGGGUUUUUGUUGACCAUCAGAGAACUCAUAUAGAUGAGAAGCUAGUGUUUUAUCAAAAUCCAGAAAAUAUUUCUAGCACAGAUCAAGUUGGUUAGAACAUAAGAUUCUAUACAAAGAAUUAAAGGGGUAUUUCGGUUUCAUACGUCUUAUCCCCUAUCCUUUUGGAUAGGGGAUAAGAUGUAUAAAGCCAGAAUACCCCUUUAAGUUUCAUGAGCUUUCACUCCAAAAUUUGGACUUUUGUGGGGUCUGUGACUAGACGUCCAGGUGGGAUAAAGAAUAGCAGAGAGCCUUGCUGUCUUGUGAAGUGGUGAAACUUCCGUUCAAAGGACUGAGUCUUCCUUUAGUCUGUAGAGCCUCUGGGUGCUUUUUUUCUUCUUCUUCUUUUAUAUAGUUUUAGAUACAGUAGUUUAACUGUAUUACUGGUGA
Messenger RNA from Hyla sarda, 3086 nucleotides. RefSeq names its product zinc finger protein 260-like. The record is from RefSeq and is a predicted model, not a curated record. Gene Ontology annotation, biological process: central nervous system development; regulation of transcription by RNA polymerase II. Bases 320 to 2755 code for a protein of 811 amino acids. Gene Ontology annotation, cellular component: nucleus. Lineage: Eukaryota; Metazoa; Chordata; Amphibia; Anura; Hylidae. The transcript has 9 exons. Gene Ontology annotation, molecular function: RNA polymerase II cis-regulatory region sequence-specific DNA binding; DNA-binding transcription factor activity, RNA polymerase II-specific.